Candidula unifasciata is the source of this 909-nucleotide messenger RNA. Lineage: Eukaryota; Metazoa; Mollusca; Gastropoda; Stylommatophora; Geomitridae. The record is from the annotation of a GenBank genome assembly.
AUGAAUUUGUUCGGUUGGCGCAAAAACCUCAGCAUCAGCGAGCUGGACCCUUCAUUCAAAGUGCGUUACCUUGGUAACGUGCAAACAGCCGUGAUGAAAGGUGAAGGCUGCGUUGACCGGGCAGCCAGCAUCAUCUGGAGCAACUACAUGCGCAGUGAACAUCCCAGCCUGGAGAUGAAGAUUGUUCUGACGGGGUCGGGGAUGAAAGCAUACACUAAAGAGCAGGGACUGACAGAAUACCGGGCUCAUAGAAUCUCCUACUGUAUCGCUCACCCUCGCUACCCCCGUCUCUUCGUGUGGAUCUACAGACACGAGGGCAGGAAGAUGAAGAUGGAACUAAGAUGCCACGCAGUGUUGUGUAAGAAUGAAGCUAAAGCUAAAGCUAUGGCGCUGCAGCUGCACGAGAAGUUGAGCUUCGCUCUGCGGGAGUUCCAGCGGGACAAACUCCGCAAGCAAACUUCCCGACUGACGCUCCACUCCAACAAAAUAGGCCACGGCCUUCCGUUAAGAACGCAGCUUCUCAGCACAGGCAACAACUUCAAACCGCCGGUAGCCAAAUCUCACACAGCGCCAAAACUCGGCUCCAUCACCGAAGAUGAGGAGGAAGAUGACUGGGCUGGAGACACCGACACGGAUGAUCUGCUUCUGAUGACCGUAGGGCUCAAACGUGGCAGCGUCGGGGCACGGCUGGAAGGCAACAGCAUCAGCAGCCUGCCUCCCACCCCUGUCAGUACAGGCCCGUCCACGUCUGGGCUGUUGCAUAAGGGCUUGGAGCACCAUGACAUUGUGGAGGCUUUAGAUUUGGAAGCUGCAGACGGUUUGAGUGCUGAAUUUUUCAACUCCGAGCCCAUUAUCGAUCUGGAAAUAGGAAACGAUUUGGACGAGCUGCGGCGAGACCAGAAAGUCUGA